AAAAAUAUGGAUUUCUAUAUGAUACGUUUUGUGAUCCAUUGAUAGUAACUUCUCUGAAAGUUCCAGCUCAGACUGGCUUUCUUGCUUCUCAAGAGGAGACAGACUUCUGUGCUAACAAAGUAAUGAGUGUGCUAUGAUAGAGGGCACCUAGGAGGGACACCUACCUAGACCUGGGAGUUGUCAGGAUGUGCUUCCCGGAAGAAUUGACAUUGGCGUCUAAGCUCAGAACUGAAAGAUGAGUAAAGUUAGCCAGGGAAAGUUAUGAGGAAGGGAGUAAGGAGAUGAGAGAAUAGCUCCACUCUGGGAACUGAAAGAAGCUUCAUCUGGCUGACUCUGAAACUGAAUCCUACACUGUACUUAGAUCUACUAAAGAUGGGUGUAUAUGAUUAUUGUCUCUUUAGGUUUUAACUCUUUCAUAGAAAUGAUCUUACAGUGUCCCUUUAUAGUAACAGCUGAAUAGAAUUUAUUUGCUGGUCAUUAAUAUCUCUUCUUCCUUAUCUAGCAUAGAUAUAUUUUGCUUAUUAGAGGUAAUGCAAGAAUUGUUUUCUUUACACAUUGGUUCAUUUUAUUAAUUGUGUUCUCUUUAGUCUGCAUCUGCUCUAUAACUACUGGCUGCCUCCUUCAUGUCCUUUUCACAGAUUAUUAAGAGAACUGGACAGUUGGUUUUGAAGGGGUUUUUGUUUGCUUUUGUCUGUAAAAACAUUUAAUUUGGCAUGGUUUCAGAUAUUUGGAAUGUGUUUAUAAGGUAACAUGGGGGCAUCUCAUUUCUGCUUAGUUUAGGGAGGAUGGGGAGAAAUCUGGGAAAAUGUUAGGGUCGGGAGUUCCAGAAUAGAGAGAGUAUCCAGAAUGGCACUUGGCACAAAAUAGACCCUCAAUAGAUAGCUGCUGGACAAAUGAAUGUGCACAUUAGUAUAGGCAGAACACAGUAAGAGAAGGGAAGAAGAUGAAAGUAAAUGGCAUACUGCUAGGUUAGGGUCUAUAAGCUGAUGACUGGAAAGUGAGUCUCUUAAGAAAACAGCAGGCAUCCAUAAGAAGGCAGGAGCCUAGAUGUACAGUCUCUCACCAACUGUGCUUUGCUAAAUGAGACUUUGUUAUCACAUAAUUUUAUAAUCAUGUAUCAGAACUUGGUAAAAACCUUAGUAAGCUUCAUUCAGUUUAGUCCCCAUAAACAAAAAAUACUCCUACUUACCCCUGUACACCAUGUGGGAGAUCUGUGGGAUAGAUUACAGAAAGAGAUCAGGCUCUGAAAAAUAGACCUACCCGCAGGCACUGAGCUAAUGGAAGAAGACUAGGCAAGUACAGUAUUGGGCUCAAGACUUGUGAAAAUGCUGUUCAAAAACUUGUGGGGAGAAUCAGCUUUCAGCAGAUCACUACAUCAUAGCAGUAUUUUCCUGCAGUAAAUAAUCGAAGAAGGUAAUUGAGGAGAAGGAUAUUAUAAUUGUUGCCAAGGUUUUUAGUGCCAGUCAAUUUGAUUGGUAUUGGAAAUACAUGCUGACUAUAACAUUUAGUUGUUGAUUUUUUUAAGUAACUUCUUCCCCCUCUGUUUUCUACUCCGCUUUUCUACAAGAUUGUGGUUUGCCAACUACAGAACUUUUUUAGGAUUGUAACUUUUAAGGUUUGCAAAAAAUUCCUAUAUAUUGUAGAGCUCUGCUGCCUAAAAGAGGGGAAGUCAGAAGAGUUGCUGGAUGAAUAUCUAGGGGAACUUACUUUGGGAUAUGAAAGAAAUGGGUGAGCUAAGAACUUGGAGGCUCUAUAGCAAUGGUCUUAAUGCUAUCAGACCUGACUUCCCCUUAUAAAUAUUUUGAGAUACCACCUGUACUCUGCUGAAAUUCCAUAAUAAUAUGACCUACUCACAUACAUAACUCCAAAAAUAAUAUAAUGCCUUCCCUGCUUAUAAUAUAAAGGAGAAAUUUUUAAAAAGAAGGUAAUUUAUAAUAUGUAAAUGCUUAGGCAUGACUAUGUUAGAAAACUUAAUGAAGUAGUGUGAAUGCAGGAACUGCAAAUGUGGGCUGGUAUAGGUGUCUGAUAUCGAUGACUCAAAUGCCAUGAGUGCCACUGUACUGGUGAUCUGAUUUUCCAAAAUGAAAUAACUUUUAAUAAAAAGUGUAAUCUCCCUUUUAGUUACAGGGCAGGUACAGUACUUAAAAAUACAGUUUUCUUUAAAACUAUGCAAAAAAUGCUGUCUAUUUGUAAAACUAGGGCCAGGAAUUUCCAGACACUCGCAUAAACUUCUGAAAUGCCCCUAGGGGGCUGUAAUGCCCUCUUCUCCACUUUGAGAACCACUGCUGUGUAGAAUCACAUAGUGUUCUAGUGUUCUCUAUUAAGAUAGCAAUACUGACUAAUUUGGGUAAGUAUUUUUUGUUAAACAUUUUAUUAGUAGCACUAGGUUUAUUUUGAGCUAUUUAGUUUCUCCACUUGCCCUUUGGGACCAACCAUGUGUUUGUGAACCACUUGGUCGUUGAUAGAGGUACUCUUACUGUGGAGUAGAGUUUUAUUCCUGAUGAAGCAAAGAUCUGAGUGUAGCUAGAAUAAAAAAUACUGGUAAAUAUGUGAGAAAUAUAAAAGUUUUUUUCUUAUUUUUUAAUCUUCUUAAAAGAUAAUUGGCUGCUUAAGCAAAAAUAGUGACGAUAUAUUAUGUUGUUUCUAACUAAUUUAAAAAUAAAAUGUAUGACAGUAGCAGCACCAAGAAUGGAUGGAGAAAUGGAAGCUUAUACUUGCAAGGCACUUACAAUACACUUGAAAUGGGAGAAUAUCCCCUGAAGAUUGACUAUGAUAAGAGACAUGAAAAAUGCUGUAAUUGGAAACAACAAGCAGAAAGCCAACCUCAUUGUUUUAGGAGCUGUUCCAAGAUUAUUGUACUUGCUUCAGCAAGAGACCUCAAGCACAGAGCUGAAAACUGAAUGUGCAGUGGUAUUGGGAAGUCUCGCUAUGGGUACUGAAAACAAUGUCAAGUCUCUACUAGAUUGCCAUAUAAUCCCUGCCUUACUGCAAGGACUACUGUCCCCAGACCUGAAGUUCAUUGAAGCUUGCCUCCGAUGCCUGCGCACCAUCUUCACCAGUCCCGUGACUCCAGAGGAGCUACUGUAUACAGAUGCCACCGUCAUACCACACCUCAUGGCGCUGCUUAGCAGGUCCCGCUACACCCAGGAGUACAUCUGUCAGAUCUUCUCACACUGCUGUAAAGGUCCAGAUCAUCAAACAAUUUUAUUUAACCAUGGUGCAGUUCAGAAUAUUGCUCACCUACUAACCUCAGUAUCUUACAAAGUUCGAAUGCAAGCACUGAAAUGCUUCUCAGUUUUAGCUUUUGAAAACCCCCAGGUAUCAAUGACCCUGGUAAAUGUUUUGGUUGAUGGAGAAUUGUUACCACAAAUUUUUGUGAAGAUGUUGCAGAGAGAUAAACCUAUUGAGAUGCAGCUCACAUCAGCAAAAUGUUUAACUUACAUGUGUAGAGCUGGAGCAAUUCGGACAGAUGACAACUGUAUUGUGUUAAAGACAUUGCCUUGUUUGGUUCGAAUGUGCAGUAAGGAGAGAUUACUAGAGGAGAGAGUUGAAGGAGCUGAGACCCUGGCCUAUCUGAUUGAACCGGAUGUUGAGCUGCAGAGAAUCGCUAGCAUUACUGAUCACCUCAUUGCCAUGCUUGCUGAUUAUUUCAAGUAUCCCAGCUCAGUGAGUGCCAUCACUGAUAUUAAAAGGCUUGAUCAUGACUUAAAACACGCUCACGAACUUCGCCAGGCUGCAUUCAAGCUCUAUGCCUCUCUCGGAGCAAAUGAUGAAGACAUCCGGAAGAAGAUCAUUGAGACUGAAAAUAUGAUGGACCGAAUUGUGACUGGCUUGUCUGAGUCUAGUGUCAAGGUGCGGUUAGCUGCCGUCAGAUGUUUGCACAGUUUAUCUAGAUCUGUGCAGCAGCUUCGAACCAGUUUCCAGGACCACGCUGUAUGGAAACCUUUAAUGAAGGUUUUACAAAAUGCACCAGAUGAAAUCCUAGUAGUAGCAUCUUCCAUGCUAUGUAAUCUUCUUCUUGAUUUUUCUCCAAGCAAAGAGGAUGAUUUUCAUGGCCGCCUCACUCCCUGCUUUGUGAAAGUUGCUUGGAAUUGGCCAAUUUUAGAAUCAGGAGCUGUAGAGCUACUUUGUGGAUUAACCCAAAGUGAAAAUCCCGCUUUACGAGUGAAUGGAAUUUGGGCUUUAAUGUUUUCUAAUGACCUAGGACCUAGAAGAUUCUGUUCAACUUUCGGAUUCGAACAUAAGCAAGUUGCUUGGCCAUUGUGUGCCUCAGUUCUCCUAUUUAUUAUUAACAAAAGUGGACAGAAUAUGGCAUUUCAGGCUGAACAAAAAAUAAAAGCAGAUAUUUUACGAAGCUUGAGUACUGAACAGCUAUUCCGGUUAUUAUCAGAUUCAGAUUUGAAUGUGCUGAUGAAGACAUUGGGACUUCUUAGAAAUCUCCUCUCUACUCAGCCUCAUAUAGAUAAAAUAAUGAGUACUCAUGGAAAGCAAAUUAUGCAAGCCGUCACCCUUAUCCUGGAAGGGGAGCAUAACAUUGAGGUCAAAGAGCAGACACUGUGUGUCCUAGCCAACAUAGCAGAUGGGACAACGGCAAAAGAACUCAUUAUGACCAAUGAUGACAUCCUGCAGAAAAUCAAGUACUACAUGGGUCAUUCACAUGUCAAACUGCAACUUGCCGCUACGUGUUGUAUAUUAAACCUCAUAAGGAAUGAAGAGGAAGGUUCACAAGAACGCCAGGAUAAAUUACGAGACAUGGGCAUCGUAGACAUUCUACACAAACUGAGUCAAUCACCAGAUUUAAACCUUUCUGAGAAGGCAAAGAAGGCACUGCAGCAGUACCUGGCGUGACGGGAGCGCCCUGGGCACCUGCGAGCAUCCCCGUCCUUGUUAAAGGAAGUACAGGAACUAGCCUCAUUUGAUUCCUUCUAUUUGCACAAGUCACCUUGGACUGCAGGGAGCUGUUUUGCAAAAGCAAUUUGGUAGGCUUAGGUCUCAAAUUCAUCUUGAGAACAUUUUUUUUGAGGUAGUAAUUUCCUCAAAGGACUAUUGUGUUUUGUUUGAUUUUUUUCUGAGCUACCUGGACUCUUUAUUAGAACAAUCAGUCAUUUUCCUUUGGACCUACAAUUUUUUGCCUAUGCUGCAGCCACUUUGUGAGUGAGAAUGAAUGUGUCUGUGCACACACAAGUGUGUGUGUGCACAUGGGUCAGAAUGAAUGGGGGUGUGUGUGUGUGAGGGAUACCUCAAAUUUUUCUUUUCUUAUUUUGUGUGAAAAUCUCUUUUCUACAGAUUUUCCAGGGUUUAAGCAUUGCUUGCUGUAUAAAAAACUUUACUGAAUUAUAUACAGUUUGAAUGAAAUGUUAUUUUAAAAACAAAACAAUUGUUAAGUGUUCCACAAAAGUUAUGUUGAAUUUUGGUCAGAUGAAUAUUUGUAAGUAAAAAAUAUAUGCAUUUCUGAACCUCAA
Diceros bicornis minor is the source of this 5462-nucleotide messenger RNA. RefSeq names its product armadillo repeat containing 8 (gene ARMC8). Bases 2770 to 4848 code for a protein of 692 amino acids. Gene Ontology annotation, molecular function: protein binding. Gene Ontology annotation, biological process: proteasome-mediated ubiquitin-dependent protein catabolic process. The transcript has 23 exons. Lineage: Eukaryota; Metazoa; Chordata; Mammalia; Perissodactyla; Rhinocerotidae. The record is from RefSeq and is a predicted model, not a curated record. Gene Ontology annotation, cellular component: GID complex.